Messenger RNA from Closterium sp. Yama58-4, 2286 nucleotides. The record is from the annotation of a GenBank genome assembly. NCBI's taxonomy places the organism in Eukaryota, Viridiplantae, Streptophyta, Zygnematophyceae, Desmidiales, Closteriaceae.
AUGCAGCCCAGAUCCCCCGGCAGCGGAAAAGGCGGAGGGUUGGACAGCGACGAGGACGAGGCGACGCCGGUAGAUGCGGGGUACGAGGUGGCUGAGGAGCUUCCGGAGGAAGCUUCCGCGAAGAAUCGGCGGUAUGAUGACGUGGACGUGUACGAAUACGAGCUUCCUGCGGACUUCGAGGACGAGGAGAUUGACGAGGACGAGGCUUUUACCGAAGAGGAGAAGAAGAUGGGCAUGGGGCGAGCCAGGAAGCCCCGGGGUGCCAUUGCACUGAAAGCAUCAGCAGUGGUGGAGGAGAGUCUACCUGAGUCAGAGUUGAACCUCACAGCAGCUAAGGGCGCAGCUCAAUCCUUGCCUCACCCUUGUCUGCUCACUGCCUUGCCCUUGUCGACUCUCCUUCCCCUUCUUCCCCUGCAUUCAAUGUACAGCCAGGAAGCCUCGGGGUGCGAUAGCAUUGAAAGCAUCAGCAGUGGUGGGGGAGAGUCUACCCGAGUCAGAGUUCAACCUCACAGCAGCCAAGGGCGCAUCAAUCCUUGCCUCGCCCCUCUCUGCUCACUCUCUUGCCCUUGUCGCCUCCCGUUCCCCUGUUCCUCCUCCCCCUUUCCGUCACAGCUAGAAAGCCACGAGGCUGGGGCUGACCUGUCAGGCUUGGCGAAAGGCUCGGCGGAAGGCUCGGCGGCGGCAGGUUUGGGAGUGGGAGGUUCGGCGCUGGCGGGACUGAAGAAGCAGAUGAGGCGGAUCGAGGCGAGUGGUGCUCCUGACACGGGGCCUCUUCCAACUGUUGUGCGGGAGCGACUGGAGAGAAAGGCUGCCUACAAGGCCUCUAGUAAGGAAGCAGCCAAGUGGCUCCCACUGGUGCAGCAGAACCGCCAGGCGCCCUCCCUCAACUUGAUAGACGAGAUGCCCGCCCUGCCCACGCUCAAGUCAACGGACAGGCUGGUCAACAAGUUUCGACCACAGUCAGAGAUGGAAAAAGAGGUGGCUGCUGCGCUGGCGGCCGCAGGUGUUGGCGAUGACAGGCGAAUCGCGCAUGGAGAGGCACUGGCUCUCAACAAGAUGUCGGUGGAAGAAGCGAGGGAAAGGAUGAACCGACUAGCCAAGAUGCGAUCGCUGCUGCUGCAGCACGAAGCAAAGGCGAAGCGAGUCAAGAAAAUUAAAUCCAAAACCUUUCACAAGAUGGAAAGGAAAGCAGAAGAGAGGAAGCGAAAGAAGGGGCUUGCAGCGGGAGGGGAAGCGGGCGGGGAGGAGGAGUGGGAGGACAAGGAGGCAGCAAGGGAAGCAGCGAUAAAGCAGGAGUAUUUACGCGCUAAGGAGAGAAUGACCCUUCGACAUAAGAACACUUCCAAGUGGGCGAAGAGGAUUAUAGAGAGGGGAAUGGCGGCGAAAGCGGCGGUCGGAGGGCAGGGCACGAGAGAGGCGAUAGCAGAGCAGCUUAGAACGCAUGCCAUGCUGACUAGAAAGAUUCACUCGGCGACGAUUGGGAGAGGGGAGGAGGACGAGGAUGAGGAGGAUGAGGAUGGGGAGGGGGAGGGGGAGUGGGGAGAGGAGGGGAGUGGAGGGGAGUCUGGGGGGAGUGAGGGGGAGGAGGCCGGAGGGAAGGGAGGGGGAGGGGAGAAGGAGGGAAGGCGGCUUGUGGCGAGUGCUAAGGCGAGAAUAUUGAGGGCGCUGGAAGGGAAAGGAGGAGGGGAUGGGGGGAGGGGGAUGGGCAAACGAAGAGUGGCCUUUUUGCUUUGCCAGUAUGGGAGCGGGGAGGAUGGGGAGGGCACGGGGGGAAAGGGGGGAGGUGGAAGUGGGGGUGAUGGGUGGGGUGGGGGAGGGGGAUGGGGAGAUGAGGAGGAGGGAGAGAGGGUGGGAGGAGGGAGGAGGGUGUUUGGAAAUUUAGGAGAGAGAGUAGUGGGAGGGGAGGGGCAGGAGGAGAGAGACGAGUGGGUGGCCGUGAGAGAAGAGGAAGGGGAGGAGGGAGAGGAGGAGGAGGAGGGAGGGGGAGGCGGAGGGGAGGAUGGUGGGGGAGGAAGGCAAGGUGGAAUGGGGAAGAGUGGGGUGAAGGCUGGGGGAAGGGGAGAAGGCAGGGGAGAGGGAAGGAUGUUGAAGGAAGAAAGGGAGGCAGCACGGCAGGUGAAGGCGAUGCUUGGAGCUGGGAAAGGAUUUUCCUUCUCGGGGUUAAGCGUUGUCAACAACUCUGCAUCAGCCCCUGUAGACGUUUCAUUGCCCCCUUCCAAGGGGGAUAAUAAGAGAGAGGCAGGAGCAGGGGAGGGGGAUUUGCAGUCUCACUCUCACCCCCUCUAA